AUGGUCGGCCACGACAUGUCCUGGGCCUCCUUCCAUGUCCUCGAGGUCAUGUCGUCGCCCAAGUAUCACCAGAAGCGCGUGGGAUACCUGGGUGCCGUGCAGAGCUUCCGGCAGGACACCGAGGUUCUCAUGUUGGCUACCAAUCUCCUGAAAAAGGACUUGGCUGCCACCACGCCAACGGUCAUAUCCCUUCCGAUUGCAACCCUCCCUCACGUCAUUACUCCGUCCUUGGCUCUCUCAACCCUCGCCGACCUACUACCACGUUUGAACCAUAGCCAUGCAAACAUACGCAAAAAGACCCUCGUCACACUAUAUCGCCUGGCGCUCGUAUACCCCGAGGCUUUGCGUGCGGCCUGGCCAAAGAUUAAAGAUCGCCUGAUGGAUCCCAACGAAGAUCCGAGCGUAACAGCAGCCAUUGUCAAUGUUGUUUGUGAGCUCGGUUCCAGGCGACCUCACGACUUUCUGCCUCUGGCGCCACGACUCUUUGAAUUGUUGGUCGACAGUGGCAACAACUGGAUGGCCAUCAAACUCAUCAAGCUUUUUGCGACGUUAACACCUCUUGAGCCUCGGCUUGUCAAAAAGCUACUUCCCCCUCUUACCAACAUUAUCCGAACCACUCCCGCCAUGUCUUUACUGUACGAGUGUAUCAAUGGCAUCAUCCAAGGUGGCAUUCUGGACAACGCCGAGGACAUUUCCGGGGCAGACGAAAUUGCAACCCUCUGUGUCAAUAAGCUGCGAGGAAUGAUAAUGAUAAAUGGCGACGCAAAUCUAAAAUACGUUGCCUUGUUGGCCUUUAAUAAAAUUGUUCUCACACACCCGCAUCUUGUUUCUCAGCAGGAGGAUGUCAUUCUGGAAUGUAUUGACAGCUCGGAUAUUACCAUCCGUGUCCAAGCCCUAAAUCUUGUAAAGGGCAUGGUGACUAGCGAUAACUUGGUCCCCAUAGUGAGCCGCCUGAUGAAGCAGCUCAAAUCGUCAUCCCCGUCCAAAGAUCGCCGCACGCCAGGAAGCUCAUCCAACACUCCAGAGACAGAAUCAGACGAUGAAGCGCAAACUGCUAUUACGGCACCGACUGUUCGAGACACCCAGGCUCUCCUCAUUCCGGACGACUACCGAAUAGACAUCAUCGAAAGAAUUUUAUUCAUGUGCUCCAAAGACAACUAUUCCAGUGUAUUGGAUUUCGAUUGGUACAUCGAUGUGCUGACACAGCUUGUUCGGAUGGCUCCUGUUCCCCGAACGUUCGAUGCGGAUACGGGUGCCUUGCUCCCCACCCGCCAGCAGGUUGAUGUUUCCGAGAAAGUGGGAGACGAGCUGCGCAAUGUUGCCGUCAAGGUCAGAGCAAUGAGGGCAACCGCUGUCAGAGCAGCAGACGUUAUUCUCGACCAGUUGCUCACCGACAACCCGGUUGGACAUCCGCUCAGCUCAGGGGCUCUCAAGUCGACCAUAUGGAUCAUUGGCGAAUACUCUAUACAGUUGGCCAUGCCAGAUGAUAGUCUCAACGGGCUUCUCCAGGCCAUUCCGAGAAUCGGAAAACCCGAGAUUAUCGCGGUGGCUCUCCAUGCCACUGCCAAAGUCUUUUCAUCAAUUGCCGGUAGUGAACUCGAACCGUGGACUUCCGAACGAAAAUCUAGGAUAUCGCUUCUCCUUGCUCGCAUAUUAGACGUGCUAGACCCGCUUGCCCUUCAUCCAAAUCUCGAAGUACAAGAGCGAGCGGUAGAAUUCAUAGAAUUGCUCAAACUGACGGCAGAAGCGGCCUCGGGACAGCCUCCGUCAACAGAUGAAAACAACCAAGAGCCGCCCCUGCUUCUCACACAAGCUAUUCCAUCCUUGUUUGCUGGCUGGGAGCUCAAUUCGGUUGCCAUCCAUGCGCAGAAGAAUGUGCCCCUUCCAGGGGGUUUGGAUCUAGAUGAACCAAUACACAGCAAUCUCGGCAGGCUUUUGGCUCAGACCGAUAUCGUUACGCUUCAGUCAGAUGAAGCUGAUGACUUUGAGAUUUACUAUCACCAGCGACCACCCCCUUCAAGCAUCUCAUCAUCAGCGCCAGCCAUUAGCAGACUGGCUGAUCCAGAGGAUGACAUGGCAAACUCCUAUCAGCAACCCAGUGAAGAGAGCUAUUUGGACGCAGACAUUCUUGCCAAAAGAAGGGCAGAAAGGCUGGAGAAAAACAAGGAUGACCCCUUUUAUAUCCCGAGUGAUAAUAUCCUCAGGACAUCAACGCCCAUUCACAACAUCCUACAAAACAACAAUGGGCCUGCCUUGGACAUUGACUCUAUUCCUGUAAUGCAGCUGGACCUCGAGAAAAUAGGGCAAACAGUCGCUGCGCCCUCUCGGCCCCGACCUCAGCCACGACAGAGAGUCAUCGUCGCUGCAGAUGAAACCCUAGAAGGCAGCGACAGCGGCACGGGGCGGCAAUACGACUCGGAAAAUAGUUCCGUCAAUCUCACCAAGGCCAAAUCUAAGAAAUCAAAGCAGCACUCCCUCCUACAAGUCGAUUCGAGCACCAUUGGAUCCUUUAGCCUGGAGGGCAAUGCCUCGGAAGGGUUCGACUACGAGAGGCAACAGCGGGAGGAGGCGGAGAUGCAGCAGGCCAUGAAAGAGGUAGAGCGGUUACGUCUGGAAAUGCAACGGGCCAACGAGAGGAUCCAGAUGGCGCAAGGGGCUGACGUACAAGGCGUCGUCAUAAAGAAGAAGAAGAAGAAGGUGGUCAAGAAGACGGCGGGCGAUGAUGAGAAUGAAGCUACAACGGUCAAGCCCAAGAAGAAGACCAAAAAGGCAGCGACGCAGACAGUGGAGGGCAACGAGCCCGGUGGCGCAACGGAAGAUAUGCCGGGCAGUCCUCCGGUGAAAGUAGUACCAAAGAAAAAGAAGAAGAAGAAGGCAUCCGUCGAGGAGGUUGAGGCUACGGGAUGA
This is a messenger RNA of Trichoderma virens Gv29-8, 2907 nucleotides long. RefSeq lists its product as uncharacterized. Lineage: Eukaryota; Fungi; Ascomycota; Sordariomycetes; Hypocreales; Hypocreaceae. Gene Ontology annotation, biological process: Golgi to vacuole transport; protein targeting to vacuole. The transcript is spliced from 4 exons. Gene Ontology annotation, cellular component: membrane coat; AP-3 adaptor complex; endosome membrane. The coding region runs from base 1 to 2907 and encodes 968 amino acids. The record is from RefSeq and is a predicted model, not a curated record.